AUGAAGCUCUCCCUCGUCGUGCUGUUCACCGCGGUCAAUUGUGGUGCUGGUGGAGCGGGUGGCAGUGGUGGUCACCGGGUUGGAGGUGUCGACAACAUGACUAGCUCUUCCAGCCCAGAGGGGACCACGAUCUUCGACUACCUCACAACCACCUCGACCUCAUCCGCCCGUGACCCGGCGGAGACGGAGCGAUGGCUUCGCCCCGUGUUCACCAAUAUCGGCAAGGUGAACACGCAGAACCCAUUCUGCGGGGCAGGGUCGAACAUCACCACGACCUCGCGCGUCGUCGCCUUGCCCAACGAUUACUUCCGCAAAGGCAACCGCUACGACGACAUAUCCAACUGCGGCCGCGAGGUGGUUGUGAGCUGGCAAGGGCACGAAGUAACAGCGACAUUGUACGACGUUCUCAGCCGGGGGGACCUCUGGCUCUCGGAGCAGGUUUAUCGCGACCUCACGGGCCGCCAGUACAACGUCGACGCACCUGAUGGUGAAGGAGUCCUGGCGGAUGUUUCGUAUCGCCUUGUUGAUCAGGCCUGA
Messenger RNA from Vanrija pseudolonga, 537 nucleotides. RefSeq lists its product as uncharacterized. Lineage: Eukaryota; Fungi; Basidiomycota; Tremellomycetes; Trichosporonales; Trichosporonaceae. The coding region runs from base 1 to 537 and encodes 178 amino acids. The record is from RefSeq and is a predicted model, not a curated record. The transcript has 2 exons.